Molecule: messenger RNA, 1621 nt
Organism: Girardinichthys multiradiatus
Lineage: Eukaryota; Metazoa; Chordata; Actinopteri; Cyprinodontiformes; Goodeidae
Gene: gtf2e2
Product: general transcription factor IIE, polypeptide 2, beta
Exons: 8
Coding region: 220-1083 (287 amino acids)
Biological process (GO): transcription initiation at RNA polymerase II promoter
Cellular component (GO): transcription factor TFIIE complex
Source: RefSeq, a predicted model, not a curated record
AGCCGACAAAUCGAACAAGUAGCGGAAGUCCUGUUGAGGAGUAAACAUUUGUUAGAAGUUAGUUAGCUUGUUAGCUUGCAUGAACUGAUAUUAACCUAGAAAAGAAGGAAACCAGUUAAUUUACAGGAAGAUUAAUUCGGUUUUGCACUUUCACACGUUAAUCCUGUUGGACUAACUCGGCAGUUUAUUUUCGAGAGGAGAAAGAAAGAGACAGCGAGGAUGGAUCCAGCUCUGCUUAGGGAGAGGGAGCUGUUCCAAAAGAGAGCUCUUUCAACUCCAGCGGUAGAGAAAAGACCGACUGCAUCAGACUCUGGAUCUCACAAGAAGAAGAAGCCUAAAGCAGAGAAAGAGAGCUCCUCUGGAUCUAAAAACAGUUCAGAAUCUGCAAAUGGAAACAUCAACAUCAAGGCGAGCUCUGGGUACAAGUUUGGCUGCCUGGCCAAGAUUGUCAACUACAUGAAGACGAGGCAUCAAAACGGCGACACACACUUCCUGACACUUGAUGAGAUUCUGGAUGAGACCAAACUUCUUGACAUCAGUAUGAAACAGAAACAAUGGCUGAUGACUGAGGCCUUGGUCAACAACCCAAAAAUUGACAUUCGAGACGGGACGUAUGGCUUUAAGCCUAAAUACAACCUGAAGGACAAGAAAGCCUUACUGAGGCUGCUGGACAAACACGACCAGCUGGGCCUGGGAGGAGUGCUGCUGGACGAUGUAGAAGAGGGACUCCCUAAUGCAGCCAAGGCCAUUAAGGCUUUGGGGGAUCAGAUCGUAUUUGUAACGAGACCAGAUAAGAAAAGGAUUCUGUUCUACAAUGACAAGCAUUGCCAGUUUGCAGUAGAUGAAGAAUUCCAGAAGCUGUGGAGGAGUGUACCUGUGGACUCCAUAGAUGAAGAGAAAAUUGAUGAGUACUUGAAAAAACAGGGCAUCUCUUCCAUGCAAGAGACUGGACCGAAGAAAGUGAUGCCAGUUCAAAAGAGAAAGAAGCAAAGCGGGCAGAGGAAGAGACAAUUUAAAACCCAUAACAACCAUCUGGCAGGAGUUCUGGAGGAUUACUCAGAUGGUGUGCCUGCGAAGAAGUGAAACAGCUCAUUAUAAUCUGAGGUGGCUGGAGAUGAAGUCACUGGCUACACAAUACUGACUUUUUAUUGUGGUUCUGUCAAAAAUAAACUAGCUUAUGUUCCUUUUAUUUUCAUUCCCUCCAGGGAUCAGUAGUCAUUCAUUACAUGGAGGCCAUAGAAGCAGCAGUGUUGUGGAAUGUUUUUUGAGUCACUGGUCAAUCAAACUUGAGGACACUGGUGGAAGAGUACUGAGAUAUUCAAGCACACUGAAGACUGACCAGGAGAAGGCACAUCAUCCCUACAGAUAAAAUGUAGAUGUGGCUAAUAUGUGUUGAUACUACUUUGAUCAUUUUAUUCAGUUUAUAGCAAAGAGGUGUUUUGAAAGGUGCAAUGUAAGAGACAUUCUUUGGAGAACAAUACCAUCUCACCCAGUAUGAAACCGUCUUUUCUUCUUGUGGACUCUCAGAAGAUUUCAGUGUUUUUACUCUGCAGAACCAUGGUAUAGUGGUUCAAAAUACAAGACUUCUGAACUUAUUUUAAUAAAUUUCAUUGUUACACAA